Molecule: messenger RNA, 2060 nt
Organism: Microdochium trichocladiopsis
Lineage: Eukaryota; Fungi; Ascomycota; Sordariomycetes; Xylariales; Microdochiaceae
Product: Alpha/Beta hydrolase protein
Exons: 2
Coding region: 200-1588 (462 amino acids)
Molecular function (GO): feruloyl esterase activity
Source: RefSeq, a predicted model, not a curated record
CUCCUGCCCCAGUCUCGUCGUCCCAGACCAGACCAAGACAAGAAAGAUCUCACUUGGGGGCGCGCCACCCGCCAUUCCUCUUUCUCUUCUCCCGCACUCUCUUCUACACACUUACAGACAGCCUCAACUCUGUAUCCUCUCCAGAUCAUGCACAGGUAGCACCACCACCACCACGCGCCGCUUUGUCCGUCGUCCCGCCAUGCUUCUCCUCAGAGCCCUCCUCGCCUGUGCGGGUCUCGUCGCUGCGCUGCCCGCUCCAGACGUUCCCUCGCUCCAGCCACGAGCCGCUCCCACGCCACCCAAGAUCAAGGGCAGCCCCGGCUGUGGCAAGCCGUUGGCUACAAAGCUCGACACGUUCCUCUACAAGAACAUCACCCUCGACGACAAGGUCGCUCCAAACCGCCGCUACGCCUACUGGCUGCCUCCCGGCUACAACCCGGACACGCCCGCCCCCGUCAUCUUUGCUUUCCACGGCGGCUACCAGUCCGCUUUCAAGCAGCACAAUCUCGAUCACUUCACCGAGCCCGACUUCAAUGAUGGCAAGCAUAUCAUCAUCUAUCCCGAGGCCUGGAUCAGCCCUCUCUUUGGGCCCGACGGCCGCAUCUGGCAGAUCUCGCCCGUCAUUGCUGACCUUGGUGUCGAUGACAUCAAGUACACCCUCGCCGUCCUCGACCAGGUCCGUGACGACUUCUGUAUCAACGAUCGCAGAGUCUACUCGGCUGGCAUGAGCCAGGGUGGCGGCUUCACAAACAUGCUCGCCUGCGACCCGGUCGCGUCCACCCGGUUCGCCGCGUUCGCCCCGGUGGCUGGCUCCUACUUCUAUCGCUCUCAUGGCAAGAAUGCCAAACCCAAGUGCUACUUCAAGAAGGAUCCCCUGGUUUGCAAUCCAGGCCGCAAGGGCAUCCCCAUCAUGGCCACACACGGCGGCAACGACAUCACGAUUCCAUACGGUGGUGGAUACCUCGAGAAGCACGAUGCGUGUUUCCCCGACCUGGAUUACUGGCUGGCCCUCUGGGCGCAUCGCAACGGCCUCGACAAUGCAGAUAUUCGCGUUGUCGCGACAAAUUGGGACAACAAGACCGUGCCGGGACGCAAGUUACUUGGGUCUGACGCGCAGCGGCAGGUCUACGGCCUGAACGACGACCCACGCGGACUGGUCACGAUGAUUCACUCAGGGUCCAGGGUUCCCCACAACUGGCCUCGCACAUUCAGGGACGACGAGAUUGGUGGCGGCGAGGCGACAUUCAACGUUAGCUCCAUCAUUUUCGAGUUCUUCUCCAGGUUUGAGCUGCCAAGCGAUGACACUGCAGAAGACGUUCUUGAUGGCGCCCAUGGUGCAGCCUCAGUUGGGGAGCAUGAGGAUAUGGUCGUCAGUACAACGAGCACGCUGCAGCCUGCUGCCACAUCCACUGCGCAAACUCAGCCAACAAUAGAUGCUCAGGCUGACGCGCAUCACGAGCAAGGUGCGAAGCCCGAGAUUGCUCAGCCUCCACCACCACCCACUCAGUCUUGGACCACAGGCAGGGUAUGGCCCACCCUGGUGCAUGUGGUGGUAGAGGCCAUCGGCUCGCUGUUUGGACUGCCGUAGUCCACUUCUUUCUGGUCUUCAUUUUGAAUUUUGUUGUCGUUUGUAUAUUGCUGUACUAUUUGCAUCAUGGAGCGUUGAGCGUUGCGGGUAUUGUUACUUUCGCUGCACAUAUUCUUUUCCCUUAUAUGGCCGAGCAACAAAACGGGGUGACUUUUCUCUAUCAUGAGUUAACUACAUUUUCAUGGGCUAGAUAACGAUGCAGCUCGUCAUCUCAUUGCUGUCAACAAGAAUCAAAGACGAGCUUUACAGCGUGCUUGUGACUGCGCCGCACCACAUUUGACUUCCUCUUUAUCUCUCUUGUACACAUCGCGAACUCGAUGUAUCAUGCAUGGCCCGAAGAGGAUGCGUCGUAUUGCAUGACUCGUGCCAGCGAACCCUGCCCCUGUGCACAGUCUCUCGUGCCGUUUACUCAAGCUAGCGUCGUGGAUCCUGCCCUCCAGGAUUCAGGGAUCGUCGCGAAGGAACACCCAGC